AUUUCAGCACUUCUCUGACUCACGAUGCAAAACACUCCUCAUCGAUCAAUUUUUAUCCUGAACAUGAUCCAUGGCUUGGAAAUUGAUUUAUAGAAAGCUGCAGUCACAGGAGAAAGAGGGAAAUUGUGAACAGAGAGCUUAGUGAAAAUGAUUACAUGCUCACAACUACCACCUCCCUCUUACUUUCUCUACAUGUGCACUAUAAAUUAGCUUACCCUUCAUUACUUAAAAUGACUUGGAAAAAGUAAUAUUUGAUUUCUUCCCUGAUGGCUCAGUUGAUUACAAAUCUGAGACUUUCAUAAUCAAUAGUCAUUUAUUAAUUUCUGUAAUAUUAAGAUAGGCUACUGAUUUUUAAAUAGUAUGUCAUAUGCUUUAUUUGAUAGAUGGGAAACGGAGAUAUAUUAAAGGAAGACAAAAUGUGUAGAUUCAGGAAAUGAACCCUGGUGUGAUUGAAUAUAUCUGCAAAUAGCCAUGAAUGUUUCCACUCAACUUGAGGGGCUGUGUAUUUUUAGUAGGACUUUGGAUGUUGCAUUAAGUAAAUAUUGCCUGAUGAACACUGGGCAAUGAGGGCAUGGCCCUCCCACAGGUCACUGUGGCAUGAGGAAAUACCUGAAUAACAGGGAGACAAAAUCCCUAACAUGGCAACGACCAGUGUGUGUGGGGGAGAAGAGGGAGGAGAGAGUGCUUUCUUAAUAAAGACACUUGUCACAACCAUUGGAUUUACCAUCCAUUUGCCUUUAGUUUGAACAACUGCCUGCUGCUAAUCCCAAUACUGAGCUGGACAUGGCAUUCAAUGGAAAAUGGAAAAUCCACAGUCAGGAGAACCAUGAAGAGUUUCUUAAAGCAAUGGCUGUCCCUGAGAUGUUGAUCAAAAUGAUCAAGGGUGUCAAGCCAACGACAAUAAUUGAGCAGAAGGGCGACGACUUCACCAUCAGAGUUGAGACUCCCCUCCGUACUGUCACCAACUCAUUCACUAUAGGGAAGGAGGCAGAAAUCACUGCCAUGGAUGGGAGAAAGUUUAAGUGUACUGCCAGACUGGAGGAUGGGAAGCUCAUCUGCGACACAGAGAAGUUCUCCCACAUCCGAGAAAUCCAAGGGGAAAACAUGGUUGAGACUAUCACUGCGGCCUCAACAACCCUCACCAGGAUAAGCAAGAGAGUCUGAUCUCUAAAGCCACAGAGACAAGGAUUACAUGUUCAAUUAAUUAAUUUAAAUGGCCUUUUAUUUCAGGUAAUAUAAUAGCUAUAAAAUAUUACAUUAAAAUGACAAAUGACAAAUGACUCGACAUUGCAUCUGCUCAUUUUAUGUCUAAUUUGGACACAUGCAUUUUAAAGGCCCCAAAGCAAAUGUACUUCCCUAACAAAACCAAUACAAAAUGGAUGGCUUUUCCUGA
This is a messenger RNA of Oncorhynchus gorbuscha (pink salmon), 1393 nucleotides long. Its product is annotated as fatty acid-binding protein, liver-like. The record is from RefSeq and is a predicted model, not a curated record. Lineage: Eukaryota; Metazoa; Chordata; Actinopteri; Salmoniformes; Salmonidae. Gene Ontology annotation, cellular component: cytosol; nucleus. The coding region runs from base 784 to 1164 and encodes 126 amino acids. Gene Ontology annotation, molecular function: fatty acid binding. The transcript is spliced from 4 exons. Gene Ontology annotation, biological process: fatty acid transport.